Molecule: messenger RNA, 6985 nt
Organism: Ictidomys tridecemlineatus (thirteen-lined ground squirrel)
Lineage: Eukaryota; Metazoa; Chordata; Mammalia; Rodentia; Sciuridae
Source: RefSeq, a predicted model, not a curated record
GGAGCCUGGCGGCGGACGCGCCGCUCUGGAGCCACCGCCCCCUCGCCGCUUGGCCGCUGCGUGGGGACCCGGACCGCGGCGGCUCCGGGUUACCCUAAUGAUCCCGGGCUGGCGGCGGCGGCCGAAGCGGAGGGAGGAUGACCGCUCCCCGGGAGCGGAGUGCCGACCUGGCUCGUUUCUACACUGUCACCGAACCCCAGCGACACCCGAGGGGCUACACGGUGUAUAAGGUCACCGCCCGGGUUGUUUCACGAAGAAAUCCAGAGGAUGUCCAGGAGGGAGAAUCCUGAACCAACCUAUCCAUGAACAUACUCUCUGCUAUUUCCUUAAUCCUUUUUUGGGGAAACUCUUUUAUAAUAACAACUGUUGGUGAACCAUUCAUCAGAAAACUCUUAUAAUCGUAUGGAAGAGAUAUAGUGAUUUUAAGAAACUGCACAAAGAACUAUGGCAAAUUCACAAAAACUUGUUCCGACAUUCAGAAUUGUUCCCUCCGUUUGCUAAAGGAAAAGUGUUUGGGCGAUUUGAUGAAACUGUUAUUGAAGAGAGAAGACAGUGUGCUGAAGACCUGCUACAGUUCUCUGCCAAUAUUCCAGCUCUUUACAACAGUAAACAGCUUGAGGAUUUUUUUAAGGGUGGAAUAAUUAAUGAUGGUUCUGAAUUAAUUGGUCCUGCUGAAGCUCACUCAGACUCCUUCAUUGAUACCUUUCCUGAGUAUAGUACAGAAGGCUUCUCCAGUGACAGUGAUCUGAUAUCUCUUACUGUUGAUGUGGAUUCUCUUGCCGAAUUAGAUGAUGGAAUGGCUUCCAAUCAAAAUUCUCCCAGUAGAACUUUUGGUCUCAAUCUUUCUUCGGAUUCUUCAGCAUUAGGGGCUGUUGCUUCUGACAGUGAACAGAACAAAACAGAAGAAGAACGGGAAAGUCGUAGCCUCUUUCCUGGCAGUUUAAAAUCUAAGCUUGGCAAGAGAGAUUAUUUGGAGAAAGCAGGAGAAUUAAUAAAGCUGGCUUUAAAAAAGGAAGAGGAAGACGACUAUGAAGCUGCUUCUGAUUUUUAUAGGAAGGGAGUUGAUUUACUCCUAGAAGGUGUUCAAGGAGAGUCAAGCCCUACUCGCCGAGAAGCUGUGAAGAGAAGAACAGCGGAGUAUCUCAUGAGGGCAGAAAGUAUCUCCAGCCUUUAUGGAAAGCCGCAGCUGGAUGAUGCAUCUCAGGUUUUACUUGUAAUGGACACAAGGACAGAACAGACAUUCAUUUUAAAAGGUCUAAGGAAAAGCAGUGAAUACAGCAGGAACAGAAAGACCAUCAUCCCCCGCUGUGUGCCCAACAUGGUGUGUCUGCACAAGUACAUCAUCUCUGAGGAGUCCGUAUUUCUUGUGCUGCAGCAUGCAGAAGGUGGCAAACUCUGGUCAUAUAUUAGUAAAUUUCUAAACAGAAGUCCUGAAGAAAGCUUUGACAUUAAGGAAGUGAAAAAGUCCACACUUACUGAAGUUCAUCGGCAGCAGCCAACUUGUAGUUCUCAGGACAGUGGCAGCUUUGAAUCCAGAGGAAGUGAUGGGGGAAGCACACUUAAAGUUCUGCCUCUGAAGACUAGUCUUACUCCAAGUUCUCAAGAUGAUAGCAACCAGGAAGAUGAAGGCCAAGACAGCUCUCCAAAAUGGCCAGAUUCCGGUUCGAGUUCAGAAGAAGAAUGCACUACUAGUUAUUUAACAUUAUGCAAUGAAUAUGGGCAGGAAAAGAUUGAACCAGGGUCUUUGAACGAGGAGCCUCUCAUGAAGACUGAAGGGAAUGACAUUGAUACCAAAGCCAGUAGGAGCUUUCCAGCACAUCUUGCUGCUGACAGUGAUAGCCCUAGCACUCAGCUGAGAGCCCACGACCUGAAGUUCUUCCCUGGAGAUGAGGACCCAGAAGCAGUUUGUUCUCCAAGAACCUCUGAUUCCCUCAGUAGAUCAAAAAAUAGCCCCAUGGAGUUCUUUAGGAUAGACAGUAAGGAUAGCACAAGUGAACUCCUGGGACUUGAUUUUGGAGAAAAACUGUGUAGUCUAAAAUCAGAACCUUUGAAACCAUUCUUUACUCUUCCAGAUGGGGACAGCACUUCUAAGAGUUUUAAUUCCAUUGAGAACAAGGUAGAGUUCAAAGCUCAGGACACCAUUAGCAGGGGCUCAGAUGACUCAGUCCCAGUUAUUUCCUUUAAGGAUGCUGCUUUUGAUGAUGUCAGUGGUACUGAUGAAGGAAGACCCGAUCUUCUUGUAAAUCUCCCUGGUGAACUGGAGCCAACAAAAGAAACUGCUGGAACAGGACCUACUAAGUUUAUUCAGACUAAUGUGGGCAUGGUAGAAAGCAAACUGUUGGAAGCCCCGGAUGUGUUGUGCCUCAGGCUUAGUACUGAACAGUGCCAGGCCCCUGAAGAAAAAGGCACAGAGGAACUGAGUGAUCACUCUAGGCCCAAGCCCUGUAGUAUAACUGAGACACACUAUGCGCAGGAGGAUCUUGGGGUGUUAUUUGUAGCAGCUGUUGAUCAUAGUAGUUCAGGGGACCUGCCUUUGUUACCCAGCUCAGAUGCUGAGUUGCAAGGACUUCGAGUGGCGGAGUUGGCAGUAACUGCAAACACCACAGAAGAAAGCUUAUUCUAUAUAUCUAAUCCCCUCUCAGGUGCUAAUGAAUACAAUGCAAACACAGACACUUUAAAAACAGAGGAAGUAUUGCUGUUUACAGAUCAAGCUGAUGAUUUGGCUAAAGAGGAAUCUACUUGUUUAUUCCAGAGAGACUCUGAGAGGAAGGGAGAAAGUAUGUUAGCACUAGAAGGAGACAAGGAAAUCCAUCAGAUUUUUGAGGACCUUGAUAAAAAAUUAGCACUAAACUCCAGGUUUUACAUCCCAGAGGGCUGCAUUCAAAGAUGGGCAGCUGAAAUGGUGGUAGCCCUUGAUGCUUUACAUAGAGAGGGAAUUGUGUGCCGCGAUUUGAACCCAAACAACAUCUUAUUGAAUGAUAGAGGACACAUUCAGCUAACGUAUUUUAGCAGGUGGAGUGAGGUUGAAGAUUCCUGUGACAGCGAUGCCAUAGAGAGAAUGUACUGUGCCCCAGAGGUUGGAGCAAUCACAGAAGAAACUGAAGCCUGUGAUUGGUGGAGUUUGGGUGCUGUCCUCUUUGAACUUCUCACUGGCAAGACUUUGGUUGAGUGCCAUCCAGCAGGAAUAAAUACCCACACUACUUUAAACAUGCCAGAAUGUGUCUCUGAAGAGGCUCGCUCACUCAUUCAACAGCUCUUGCAGUUCAACCCUCUGGAACGUCUGGGUGCUGGUGUUGCUGGUGUUGAAGAUAUCAAAUCGCAUCCAUUUUUUACUCCUGUGGAUUGGGCAGAAGUGAUGAGAUGAACACAUGCAGGAUGUUUUUUACACAUUGUGAUCUUCUCUGUACUAGGCAUCCCCAGCACAAAAGCAGUCUCGCUCAUUUAUGGGGCACCAAAGCAUUGGAUAAAGAUCUUUAUUAGGAAAUCAGGGGAAGAGCCGGGGUAAAAGUGAUUCAUUUACAGUUACCACCUGGUCAAGAUAUUAGCUAAUUUUGUCAGUGGGUAUUAUAUACAUGCCUUUAACCAAGGUAUGAAUUAAUUUAAUCUACAUUUAGGAUUGCAGUGCAUUGCAGACCCAACUGAAAUAGGAAUGUCCUUCAAGAAGUUCCUCUGAUUCAAAGCUCUACAUGUAGGAUUUUACUUGAAAGAAGUACCUUUACAUGGCAGCUAAGAAUGCCUUCUGCUAACCAGAUUGGUUUUUAAGACCCAAUUAAUAUUUACUGAAUAAUACACUAAAAGUGCUUCAUGAACAGUGUCAUCUGUGGGCUUAAAAAUAGGAAAAAAAUUAUAUACGUGGAAUGUCUGAAAGGGAGCUUAUACCAUAAUGCUAUAUAGUUAAUGCAUUUGACUGUGGUCCCAGAUUAUUUCUGUGAGGAGAAGAGACUUCAUGUUGUGAGCUUUGAACUUUGUUGGUUAAUACUGCUCAUUAGAGAGGGUUCAGAUAAACACUUCUCUCUCAACCUCAUCUUCCCCUGUCUUCCCAUUCCUGCACCUUUUGCUUAUUCUCUCAUAUUCUGUUCUUCCUACUCUUUUUAACACAUGUGCAACAAAAAAGGGAAGGGAGUAUUUAUUCCCCAAAUUGUGUCAACAUAAUAAGAACUAAGAAAUCAUGAUAUAAAAUAAAUGUGAUAAAAAUGUAGAUGUGUCCUUUAUUUAAUAGCUUAAGAUUUAAAAACAACAACAACAACAACAACAAUUUUUUCCCUGCUCCUUUCCUUUUGGAAUGUUAUCAGUUUCUGCUGCUUGACUCCGUUUUACUUUUUAGGUUGGUAUACUAUGAACCAAAGGGUCUCAUCUAAAUGGAAUUAACGUCAAUCCUGUUUUAUUACUUAAAGUGAUAAGAUUUUUAUAUUUGAAUUCCUGAUCUGCUUGACAUAAUGUAGAAAGAAUAUUAGCAUUAACACAUCUCCAAUCAUUUUUAUUUUUGUAUUUGUAAUUUCUUUAUGUUGCUAAGAUAGCUCCUGUAGUCAUGCCCUUUUUACAAAAAUUCAUACAUAUUAAUAUGUUUUUUAAACUUUAUCAAAAGAAGAAAGAGUAAGGUACUCUUUCUAAGAUAGAAGCCACCAGAAAUAAUUAAAAUUUUCUUCUUCUUCUUUUUUUUUUCUUUUUUUGCAAUGCUGGGAGUCAAAACCAGGAUCUCACACAUGCUAGGAAGGCAUUUUACCACUGAGCUACAUCCCCAGCCCCUGAAAUUCUGUUUUUUUAAUCUUUAUAAUUUUGAGAUCUGUGUGAGAGCCCAGUACUCCUCCAAGAACAUCUGCACAGCAUCCAUCUGCCAUCAACCAGGUCCUCCCAUCAAAUUAAAUGGAAGCAGAAAAUGCUUUAAUGAAACAAAGGAAAUGUGCAAGCACUUUUUCUUUUUCUCUUAUCCUACUCCCCUUUUUCCUUUUUGGUCCCCUUAUAACCUGAAUCCCAGCUGAAGGGCUGCAACAACACCAGGUUGGGGAGCAGGUCACCAGGAUCAUAGCUCACUCAAGAUGACAUCACUCCCUGGAACUGCAUUUCAACUCACCAGUCCCCUGGCCUCAUAACAGGAACUCAUGCAGGUGAGACCCAAGAGUGACUUCCUGUAUAAGACUAGUAGGAAAUGUGCAUGUACUUAGAGCUGGCUAUUACAGAACUUCCUUCCAGAAGUGCCCUAUGACAUAAAAGUAGGACUUCACAGUUGAGGUGAAGAUCCCUGCCCUACCACAGGAUCCGGGACCCUGAAUUCAAAGUAUAGUUAUGUCCACAGAUGGUUGCUGUGUCAAUCUGCUGACACAUCCAUUGCUACAAUUUCUCACCCUCUUUUCUCUCUGUAUGUUUGAUUGGAGCUUCAUCAUACUGGACAUGAAUCAUUUUAGUAGUGAGCACAGGAUAAAUGACUGUGGAAUGAAAGCCAAACUUUUUUUUAAAUUUGAUGAUAUAUACAUAUUUUAAGCUGUAAUGGUAUGAGUGAUACUGGUGGCUUCUGUUUUUUGUUGUUGUUUAUGUGUUUUAUUUGCUUGUGCGUGGGAGUGGAAUAUGGGUCAAAAUCAUGACAGAAAUUACUAUUUAGUAUUUCUCAUCUGAUUUUUUAUUAAAAUAAUGGAUGUAAUAACAUUCACCAUUUUACCUGUUUUUAAUUGUAUGAUUCAGUAGUAGCAUUAAGCACAUUCACAUUUUUUUUUUCUUUUGUUACUGGUUGAACCCAGUUCCCAAACCACUUAACCACUGAGUAGUAUCCCCAAUCUUUUUUUAUAUUUUGUUUAGAGACAGGGUCGUGUUGAGUUCUUAGAACCUUGCUAAGUUGCUAAGGCUGGUUUUGAACUCAUGAUGCUCCUGCCUCAGCCUUUAGGGCUGCUGGAAUUAUACUUGUGUGCCACUCACUGCACCUGGGCACCUGGCUACUUUCACAUUUUUAUGCAAACAUCACAGCUAUAUUUACAGAACUUUUUUUAUCAUCCCAAACUGAAACUCUGUGUCCACUACACCAUAACUUCCCAUUCUCCUCUCCCAGCUCCUAAUAACCACCCUUCUUCUGUCUCUUUGAAUUUGAUUAUUCUAGGUCCUUCCUGUAAGUGGAAUCAUAACACUUGUUCUUUGUAUACAAUUUUCAAAAUUUAUUCAUUCUGUAACCUGUAACAGAAUUUUCUUCCUUUUUAAGCUUGAAUCGUACUCUGUUGUAUGUAUAUACCAUGUUUUGUUUAGCCAUUUGUCUAUUAGUGGAUCUUUGGGUUAUUUUCACCUUUGGGCUCUUGUGAAUAAUGCUGCUGUGAACAUGGAUUUACAAAUGUCUGUUUGAGUCUCUGCUCUCUCAUUUGAUUUUAUAUUUUUACAUGAAAUUACCAAUGUCACUGACUGUUAUUUCACUAUAUUCUUCAUAGAAGAGCUUUCCCAGACAGGUUGGCAAUUACCAUUAUGGUACAGUGAUACUUAUUUUAAGAUGUGAUGUGAAAAUCUACCAUUUCUAUUUCACAGGUGGGUAAGUUAAGCUUCCUAAGAGUAAAAACACCAUUAUGUUAGCAGUUUGCUUUAACUGUGACAGGAGUUAAUAUUAUUGAAGACAACAGUCUCUUUAACUUAUUUUUUUACAAUAGCAAUUCUUUUUGAAAGUUUCAUUUUAUUUUUGAUGUCUAAUCAUUAUAUAUACUGAUGGAGUACAAUGUGAUGUAUUGUGGAAUGAUCAGAUUAUUAAUGAACAUCUAUCACCUCACAAUUAUUUCUUUGUGGUGAGCACAUUUUAAAUAUAUUCUUAGUGGUUUUGAAAUAUUCAUUGGUAUUUACUAUAGUCACCAUGCUGUGCGAUAAAUGAACAUAUUCCUUCUGUUUAGCUGAAACUUUGUGCCUUUGUCCAGUGUCUCCCCUUGGCCUGUCCAGCCUCUCCUUCUGGUAACCAACACUCUGCUUUCUACUUCUGUGAAUUAAUUGAACCCUUGAUAAUAUAUUCAAACCUUUGUUUUAAACA